AUGCCCAACCAUCCGCCAACAGAUGGCUCCUGGCGCCACCAGCUUGGCACUCCUUCCUUCCCCGUGGAGCCGGACCGCUACUACCUCUACGUCGGCCUCUUCUGCCCCUUUGCGCAAAGAGCUAUCAUAGCGCGGGAGUUAAAGGGGCUGCAAAACUUGUUGCCCAUGAGCAUUGUAAAGCCAUACCCCAAAGACAAUGGCGGUUGGCGCUUUCCAGCCACAGAUGACGAAUACCCUGGCAGCACAGUCGACCACCUCUUCCACUCCCAAUUUCUUCAUGACGUCUACUUCAGGUCGGACUCGGAAUACAAAGGGAAGUACUCAGUGCCGGUACUGUGGGACAAGAAGACGAAUCAAAUUGUGAACAAUGAGAGCGAGGAUAUAAUGCGCAUGCUGAACCAUGCAUUUGACGACUACCUGCUGGAGGGCGACGAAAGAAGAAGUCUUGACACCUAUCCGCCGGAAUUGAGAGGAAUAAUUGAUGAAGUGAAUAGUUGGAUGAUGCCCAACCUCAAUAACGGCGUCUACAAAGCCGGCUUCGCAGACACGCAAGAAGAUUACGAGAAGAACUGUAGGAUCGUCUUCGAAACGCUGGACCGGCUCGAGAAAAUGGCAGCAGAAUCCUCCACUUCCUACGUGCUCGGCACGACGCAGCCUACAGAGAUAGACAUCAAGCUCUACACGACGUUGGUGCGAUUCGACACGAUAUACCAACAACAUUUCAAGCUCAUGGUCAGGAGUAUACGGCAUGGGUACCCGAGACUGAACAGGUGGCUGAAGAAUAUGUACUGGAAUGUCCCCGGUGUCAAAGAGACGACGAAUUUCAAGCACAUCAAGGAAAAUUAUAGCAAAAGCCACGGAGAUAUCAAUCCAAAAGCCAUCACGCCGCUGGGGCCAGAGCCAGACGUCGAGCCUUGGACAGAAGAGCCCCAGCCUUAA
This is a messenger RNA of Letharia columbiana, 939 nucleotides long. RefSeq lists its product as uncharacterized. Bases 1 to 939 code for a protein of 312 amino acids. Gene Ontology annotation, cellular component: cytoplasm. Gene Ontology annotation, molecular function: glutathione transferase activity. Lineage: Eukaryota; Fungi; Ascomycota; Lecanoromycetes; Lecanorales; Parmeliaceae. The record is from RefSeq and is a predicted model, not a curated record. The transcript has a single exon.